This is a messenger RNA of Dermacentor silvarum, 621 nucleotides long. RefSeq names its product eggshell protein-like. The record is from RefSeq and is a predicted model, not a curated record. NCBI's taxonomy places the organism in Eukaryota, Metazoa, Arthropoda, Arachnida, Ixodida, Ixodidae. The transcript is spliced from 2 exons. Bases 1 to 621 code for a protein of 206 amino acids.
AUGUCAUCGAAUGGCCUGGUCAGCCUUCUCAUAUUGAAUGGAGGUGCAUCGACCACCCUCAGAUCUUUAGAGCGAGACGAGGAGGACUUCAACAGAAGCUACGGCACGGGAGGCUACGAGAAGCUUUUGCGCUCUUCCAGAAUCAGUGCUCACACUGACGGCAGUAGAGACUUGGUCGAGCGAGCGCCUCGCACUGAUGACAAGGUUGACUGGGAAUACGACGUGUCAUACAGGAAGAGGCAUUUCCCACCGUGGCAACAUUGGAAAUUGGAGUUACAAGAGCGGUCUCCGGAAAGACUGACACUCCUAAUCUUCGCCCUGAUCGGUCUGGCCCUGGCUGGGGGGCACUACGGUGGCAGUGGUGGUUACAGUUCCGGCCACUCUGGCUACGGAGGAGGUUACGGCAAGGGUCAAGGCGGUAGUGGCUACGGCGGAGGUCACGGCGGAUAUGGUGCAGGUUAUACCAUGCCGCACGGCGGACACUACGGCGGCGGCCUCGGCAAGGGUCACGGUGGAUACCAGCCCAGCUACGGACAUGGUGGUCAUGGCGGCGGGAAGAACUACGGCGGUGGUGGAUACGGCGGUGGCCAUCACGGAGGAUAUGGCCAUGGUCACUACUGA